UUUGGAAUUCUUUCCAUCUUGUGAAUUUGUUUCUUGAUCCUGAGUGACGCUGAAAAUUAGGUGCAACGGUAUGAGCGUUUGAAGUUCUAUAUUCCUGGAUGUAUUUAUGUUCUGGUAAAAUGUGUUCCAAUCUCUAUGGGAUGUACAAAACCUGGGAUGCAAUGCACUUGAACUUUCACCAAAGCUUUUCUGCCCUUUAGAGUUUAGCCCUGAAGAAGGACUUUUCGGAUCUUGCAGUGACAACCUCUCUGCUCCAUUCGAUAACGCGAUAACUUAAGAUGAUUUUGUAAUGGGGUGCCUGUGUGUGUAAGGUUGUGUGUACUCUGCGAUGGUAUGGCAACUAAGGGUGUUCUCAAAUGUCUGUUUAGCUGUAUUAGAGGGGACCCUGGGGUAGGUUGCUGCCUGGCUGUCCACUGGCACUACAGGGAAGGGCACCUUGUGUACCAGCUUUGUCUUCAAUGGAGAGGUCCGCUUGUCAUAGUAGUGGUCAACAUUGUUUUCUGAAUAAUUUAUGUAUGUAUGGCCGUGUACAGAUAUGGUCAGAUUAUUUGUAGGUUGGAUUGAGUCAUUUAGAGAGGACGCAGUAAUGAUCCUGGACAACUCGUCACUGUUAUUUACUAUGCUUCAAAGAGAAUAGAGGUGUCGCUUUCUGAGACUGUUCCAUAGAACAGACAUCUCCAGUAGCAUAUCCUCUCUCUCGCAAACCACACACACACACACUCUCUUGAACAACUUCAUUGUUCCCCAAGUACCCUCUGUUGCAUAAUGGAGGCAGGAUCACCUGAUCUGUGUGUAUCCGUGCACACAUGCGUGUGUAUGCUUUGUAUGCUUUUCAAAGCGGCCGCUGUGCAUCUGUUAGAAAGGGAAUGUAUACGGAUCAUAAGGCUUGAAACUAGAGACCCAUAUGCAGAUAUCCCAGUCAUGGCAUCACAGAAGACAAACAGGUGCCGAGAAACAGCUACCUGGAGAACCGAACAGACACGUAGCUCAAUUCCUCUUCCAGCCAUGGGAGUGCAGUCCACGAUAAACAGCUUCCCGGACUCCCAGCCAGCAAGUCAGAGCGCGGACGAGGCCUUUGGCCCCAGCGAGGAGAGCGCUCUCAGUUCCGAGGGUCAAAGGUCACCCGAGCUCGCCCGCACGCCCACCCCGCCGCCACCGCCCCCCUCAGCCUCGACCCCACCCCAGCCGGCCACGGCCAGACAGCCCACACCCAAGCUGUUUACUCCCAGCAGGCCUUGCUUACCAAGCGGAGGGGAGUCCAUUGGGGGCAGUAUGAGCAGAACCGACCUCCCCACCUUCUCCCCCAGCCUCUACCCCCCCACCGCCUUCAACUAUGCCCGACCCCGCCACUUCAUACAGUCACAGCCUCAGUUCCAGGCCCCCAGCUAUGAGAGCGCCCAGGCCCUUCCCCAGGCCCCACCUCAGAACCAGACCCAGAACCAUCCCCAGGUCCCGAUCCAGCCCCUAGCCCAGCCCCAGGUUCCUCCCCAGGCCAAUGGCAACAGCAAGGUCUCCCCCUCCUCCUCCAGCCUCAGCUCCCCCAUCUCCUCCACCCCUGCCCCCACCUUCCCUUCCACCUCCCCUCCCUACACUUCCCCUCCCUCCACCUCCCAGCCCUCCUCCGCCCCGCCCGACUCCCCCUCUCGUGGUCCCAUGCGCUCCACCAUCACCCUGAUCCCCAGGGUGCCCAGUGUGGGCGCGGGCAGUGCCACCAUCAGCACCCAGCCAGAGAGGCCCUCCCCGGCCGCCUACCUCUGCUCUGUCCUGCCCUCCCAGUCCAAGCUCUCCCCAACCCUACCCUUCCCCCAGCCCCCCUCUCCGACCCGCUCCCACCUCUCACCCCCUAGCCCCCUCCCCAGGAGAUCGGACCCCCCUUCGAUGACUGGACUGUCCUUGAACCCCCCCAGCCAGGCUCCCCUCUCCCCCAUGGCCCCCAGGAUUUCCCCCUGCCUCCCCAUGGCGGCCCCUCUACCCCAGCAGAACAUGCCCCCUCCCUCCUGUGUGUCUCUGCCCUCCAGCUACAGAGCGUCUCCUAACAUCCUCCCCAAGCCUGUCCUGAGGAAGGCGGUGGCGCCCAGGCCUGUGUCCCGCUCCACGGACGAGCAGAUCCAGGGCUCCAAGGAUGCUUUGAUCCAGGAUCUGGAGAACAAGCUACGCUGCAAGGAGGCUCGCAGGAGAAACAGCCAGAAACUCUCGUACGAGGAGCGCAUGGCCAGGAGGCUGCUGGGGCCAGACAAUGCUGCUUACGUGUUUGACCUGGAGAACUCGUCAGACUCACAACUGGACCAGCCAGAUUUACCUGAGGGACGGCACAGUGGAGGAUUAUGGGGAAAGCGCCACUCGGGAAAGGAUGGGAAUGAGGGAUCUGCCAUCCAGGAGAAAUGCUACGCUCCUCGCUUCCUCCAGGUCCCCCAGGACCUCACAGUGGAGGAGGGACGCUUCUGCAGGAUCGAUUUCAAGGUGGGCGGGCUUCCCACACCAGAUGUGUGCUGGUACCUCGAUGGCAAAGCCAUCAGACCAGAUGACUACCACAAGAUGCUGGUGUGUGAGAAGAGCAUGCACUCCUUCAUCAUCGAGAUCGUCACCGUGCACCACGCCGGCGUGUACGAGUGCGUGGCCAGGAACCGAGCCGGAGAGAGCCGCUUCACCAUGAAGCUGGACGUGCUGGCCCAGGAAGUGCUGCGCCCCCCCACCUUCAUCCAGAAGAUGCUGAACCAGCGAGCACUGGAGGGGGACACGGUCAGGCUAGAGUGCAAGGUGGACGCCUCCCCGCCCCCCCAGCUGCACUGGAAGAAGGACAAGGACAUGCUUCGUAUCGACCCCAACAGGAUGAGUCUGUACCAGGACGGCUCGGGGCGCCAGUGUCUGCUGCUGGAGCGGGUGGAGAAGGUGGAUGCAGGCUGGUACACCCUGUCUGCUAUCAACGAGGCGGGCAUGUCCACCUGCAAUGCCAGGCUGGACGUAGGGACUCGUGUGAACAAACCUGCCCCUGCUGGUAAGAAGCUGAAACAGCUGAGCCACCUACCCAUCCUGACGGUGGAGUCCCCCCCCCAGCACACCGCCCCCCUGUACGAGAGCGAGGAGCUCUAGACCCCUCACACACACACACACACGUGCACAUUUGACUCCUGACUGAAACCUGUCCCCGGCCUCCUACCUCACCCCCCCCCCCCCUGCUCAUGUGGAUGUCCUCAUCCCCUCCCCCCUGCCUCUCAGAUCUCACCAGCCCUGGGAAAGCGUUUCAGCCUCACUGUAGCCUCGUUACCAUGAUACAGAAGUCGGCAUAACAACCGCAGUGUGGCUGUGAUGCAGGACUCCCACACCAAACCAACCAGACCCCCAAAAUGGUCAGCUGCACUUUAAUACCCCCCACCACCACCACCCAGUCUUGGUCAUUUAGAGAGACCUCUCUUUCACACACGCCCCCUACACACACACACACCCCAUCUCCUCUGUAUGGCUGGGCUGACUGGAGAUGUCGUUAAAUGAUAAAGUGACACCGUCAGAAUGGUGACAUCACAAAACCCACGUGGCAGAAACAUCACUAGUUGCCGUCCCUGUUGUUUGCUGUUGUUAGCUGAUAGAGAAUGAGAUAAGACUGCUGUAUCGUCCAAAUAUGUACGUGUUUGUUUGGAGUUCCUUUAUGAAGAGGCUUGUUUGGGUCAGAGGCGUGCCAGUGAGAAUGUGUCUCAACUACUAUAUCUGUUAUAACGAAAAGUCAAAUGGACGGUUUUAAUAUGUUAAUAAAGCUAUUUAUUCGGAAAAAUCCUUAUAUGUACAUGGUUGUCAAAACCUGUUGAGUUCCCCAGCCUGCAGGUCUAUAUCUACCAUAGUACACCUCUUUACCUGUGUCUACAGUGUUGUCUUGUAUCGUUGUGCAUGAUGUGAAACCGAAUGAAUGAGUAAUAAAGUUUCUCUGACCUAA
This is a messenger RNA of Osmerus eperlanus (European smelt), 3925 nucleotides long. It is a transcript of the gene myot, whose product is annotated as myotilin. Bases 766 to 3090 code for a protein of 774 amino acids. Gene Ontology annotation, biological process: axon guidance; homophilic cell-cell adhesion; dendrite self-avoidance. Gene Ontology annotation, cellular component: axon; plasma membrane. Lineage: Eukaryota; Metazoa; Chordata; Actinopteri; Osmeriformes; Osmeridae. The record is from RefSeq and is a predicted model, not a curated record. Gene Ontology annotation, molecular function: cell-cell adhesion mediator activity. The transcript has 10 exons.